CCUUGCAGGACGUACAUCCUUGCGCCGCGAGCUGUCGCUUCUCGUUUCUUUAUUUUUAUUUUAUACUCGUUUUUUAACUGUGAAUGAUUCUCUUUUUUUAAGCGACGAUGUUAACAAAGGAUAAAUUAAUUAUAAUCUGGUUGGCGUUUACGACUACGGUUUGCGGUAGUGAUUUUAAAAAUACAUUUUCCGAAGGAAAUAGUGCGCGUUAUACUGAAGAUGCGGUCAUUGUCGACGCACCAGUACCACGCGUACGUCGUGAGGUCGUUAACAAUACGAGAAGUGUGAGACAACUUUUUCUGAUGGGCCCUCGAAUGGCGCAAACAACGGACGAUGGAGCUUUCGGGACGGAUUGUGAAACAACUUUGGGAAAAAAGGGAACAUGUAAAAGUUUUCGCGAUUGUUACCCACUUUUCAAGGUUGUGGAUUUGUCUGGUUGGGACGGGUGGGUGAUGGGACACUAUGAUACCUGCAGUUUUAUCAACUCUAACAACAUGGAGGUGUUCGGUGUGUGCUGCACGGCGCCGGUGGGCACGCCGCCUCAGCUGGAGGCCGAUGUGCAGCGGCUAGGCGCACUGCCGCCCGUCCUGCCCGCACAGGCGCCCCCGACGCAACUUCUCGGCUUUCCGGGGCGAAUCGCAUCUUCACUGACACAGCAGUGGACAUUUGGAGAAGCGAAUCGGGAGCGGCAGAUUCCCGCCAACUGGCCUCCCACUAUCCCGCCGCUGCCUACGCACCCGCCGGACCACGCCGCGCCUACGCAUCCGCCCUCCAUAGUCGCAGGUAACGUGGAACCAACUCGACCUACGACCAGUAAACCUUCCAGCACUGCCUCCACAACCUGGGGAACGAAGCCUCCGAGUACUACAAAACAGACAUGGUCACCUGCAUACCCAACUAAGCCGACUAAGCCCACAGGCCAGCCUGCGGUGGAUAGUUCUUGUGGCAUCAAGAAUGGACCACAGACUUACGGAACUGCAUACGAGAUACAAGAUGAAGAAAGGAUCGUGGGCGGUCACAACGCGGACCUUAAUGAGUGGCCCUGGAUCGUGGCGCUUUUCAACGGCGGCCGUCAGUUCUGCGGCGGCUCUUUAAUCGAUGACAUACAUAUUCUUUCAGCGGCACAUUGUGUUGCACAUAUGACGUCAUGGGAUGUGGCUAGACUAACUGCGCGUCUCGGCGACCACAACAUCCGCACCAACACCGAAACGCAGCACGAAGAGAGGAAGAUCAAGAGAGUGGUGAGACAUCGCGGCUUCAACAUGCAGACACUGUACAAUGACGUUGCAAUACUGACUUUGGACAAACCAGUAAAGUUCUCAAAGACGAUUCGGCCGAUAUGUCUGCCGAGCGGCAACAGGGCGUACGCAGGUCAGGUUGCCACUGUUAUUGGCUGGGGCAGCUUGCGAGAAAGUGGACCACAACCAUCGGUGCUACAAGAAGUUUCUAUUCCGAUAUGGCAGAACGCGGAGUGUCGACUUAAAUACGGCUCUGCGGCGCCUGGCGGUAUCGUCGACCACAUGAUCUGCGCCGGCAAAGCUAGCAUGGACUCUUGUAGCGGUGACAGUGGCGGCCCCCUGAUGGUGAACGAAGGCGGUCGCUGGACUCAAGUGGGGGUGGUAUCGUGGGGUAUCGGCUGCGGGAAGGGACAGUAUCCCGGAGUAUACACUCGCGUCACUGCCUUCCUACCGUGGAUACAAAAGAAUUCGAAAAAUUAAAACAGAAUCAUAAGAAUAAAAAGCAUAAUUUUAUCUAUAUUCCAUUAUAUGUAUACUUUUCAACCAUCAAUUACUUUGAGAAAGACAAUACUGGUAUCUUGUCUUUCUCAAUAAAUUGGUCUCGAUCUGUACCUAGGCAUGCCAAUCAAAAUUCCUGAACAUGUGCCAAAUAGUACAUAAGAUUUAUAUAAAUAAAUAAACAAUU
Molecule: messenger RNA, 1923 nt
Organism: Papilio machaon (common yellow swallowtail)
Lineage: Eukaryota; Metazoa; Arthropoda; Insecta; Lepidoptera; Papilionidae
Product: transmembrane protease serine 9-like
Exons: 12
Coding region: 108-1718 (536 amino acids)
Biological process (GO): proteolysis
Molecular function (GO): serine-type endopeptidase activity
Source: RefSeq, a predicted model, not a curated record